Molecule: messenger RNA, 999 nt
Organism: Priapulus caudatus
Lineage: Eukaryota; Metazoa; Priapulida; Priapulimorpha; Priapulimorphida; Priapulidae
Product: 5'-AMP-activated protein kinase subunit beta-1-like
Biological process (GO): signal transduction
Cellular component (GO): cytoplasm; nucleotide-activated protein kinase complex; nucleus
Molecular function (GO): protein kinase binding
Source: RefSeq, a predicted model, not a curated record
ACAUUAGGAUCAGCUUUUAGUGAUCUGCAACCCAUCCAACGACCGAGGGCCAGAACAAUAUCAACAGGCACAACAAUAUCUGCACACGCACUCCCAACCGUGUUCAGGUGGGAUGGGGGCGGCAAAAAAGUCCUUAUCGCAGGCAGUUUCAACGGCUGGAAAACGAAAAUACAAAUGGUGAAAAGUACGGAGAAUUUCAUGACGAUCAUUGAACUGGCAGAAGGUGAGCACCAGUACAAGUUCUGUGUGGAUGGCGAUUGGAAGCAUGAUCCCAAGCAGCCGGUUGUCAACAACAAUUUAGGGUCUGUUAACAAUGUGGUGUCAGUAAAAAAGACGGACUUUGAGGUUUUUGAGGCGUUGGCAGUGGACAGUAGCAAAGAUGGUCAUGGGUUAGCUGCAGGGGUGGUGUCAGGGUCACCACCAGGUGAGUACUCACAGGAGAUCCCAGUGAAGACAGCGCACGAGAGGUCAUCCGGUCCACCCAUCCUCCCCCCACAUCUCCUGCAGGUUAUCCUCAAUAAGGACACACCAGUCUCGUGCGAACCGUCUCUCUUGCCUGAACCUCACCACGUCAUGCUGAACCAUCUAUAUGCACUUUCUAUAAAGGUAGACAAAAGAGGGACGUCCUACUAUGGCAAGACACCACAUACAAGUCACUAUACAGCCAACGUUGAAAAUAGUAUACCACAAGUACCACGAGGAUGGUGACCACUGGAAGCAGACACAACCCGUUAGCCCUCCCGAAGACUGAAAAGCAGGACGGAAAUACUGGAGCUCCUAAAAAGUGUUAUUUUAAGUGCAUGGACAAAUUUAAUCUUAAAUUGAUUUACCGAUGAUUGCAUUUUAUACCUAAAACAUUCAUAUGAACUAAUAACAUGAGUACAGUGGUCGCCGCUUUAUCAGGCCUCGGAUAACAGGCACAUUGCUUAAAGGCUCACAAUUCGCAUCCAAACGCUAAUUUCUCCAGUACUAGACUAGCAAAUACUUCGUGUCAUGCAU